CAUUCUAAGAUUUUGAAACUCUCUCUCUCUCUUUUUCUGCUCUUUCUGCUCUCAGUGGAUUCCACUCUCUUACACCGUUACACAUAGCAUUUUGGUGGGAAAUUAAUAUAUAACAACUCGACUCGACGCUCAGUGAAAAUUUCAUCACCGUCGUUGAUAGUUCAGCUAUUUUUUGCAUUGUGCGCUCGAAAUUUCAUAGCCAAAUUAAAAAAAUCAUUUUUGUGUUUUUUGAUCUCUAAAUUUGCCCCAAAGCUCACUCGGUUAUUUCAUCAAAAAAUUAAUCACUCUAUUACGAAAAAUCAGUGUGAAUUCCUCUGCACAGUUCAGCCAAGCAAAAGGUGCAACUCUCAGGCCCAAAGGAAUUGGGAACUGCCAAAAAUCGAAAAACGCAGUCGGUCGGAGACUCUUAAGGUUACACAAGCUACUGGAAGGCAUCGUCUGAACAGCAGCUCAGCGCCAUCGACAACUGAAAACCGGCCAACUGUUCGGGUCCAUCGUUGUCCACGGUCAAUAUUAGCGCCAUUGCAACUGCUGGGUGUGGGCGAAUCUGCGCCCCGCCACCGGAACCAAAAAGCAGCACCCUGAAUUUCUCGUCGUUUAAAUCAAGCUUCACUUCCAAUGUUAAUUUCCUGAAGAGAAGAUUCAGCUCGGGAGACUUGUCUUCCGAGGUCGACGAUGUUGAUCCCAAUAGCUUGCCGCCAGCUGCACGUCCUAUACAGGACCAGCCAACGAAGCCGCAUGUGGCCGGCGGCCCACCGAACAUGCCGCCGCCGCCGGCACCGGGCCAACUGCCGCCGCAGCCCACCGGCGCUGCUCCAGAGCUGUCGCUAAGCUUUGGCGCUGGCAAGGCACCGCCCACUACGGCUCCAGCUCCGCCACGUGGCGUGAGCGCGCCUACCAGCCCGGCCAAGUCGCGUGAAAGUCUCUUGCAGCGCGUGCAGAGCUUAACAGGCGCCGCACGAGAUCAGGGCGCUUCCAUUUUGGGAGCUGCGGUUCAGAGUGCCACCCAGCGGGCGCCCACCUUCAACAAGGACAGAUAUUUCACGCUGCUGGUGUUGGAUGAUCAGAACACGGACUGGUCCAAGUACUUCCGCGGCCGGCGGUUGCAUGGCGACUUCGACAUACGCGUGGAGCAGGCGGAGUUCCGAGACAUUACCGUCGUCUCCAGCGCCGACACCGGACCGGUCGUCACCAUGGCCGCCUAUCGCAGCGGCACCCGGGUUGCCCGUUCUUUUCGGCCGGAUUUCGUGUUGAUACGUCAACCGCCUCGCGAUGGCUCCAGCGAUUUCCGCUCGACAAUAUUGGGCCUCAAGUACGGCGGAGUGCCCAGCAUCAACUCGUUGCAUUCCAUUUACCAGUUCCAGGAUAAGCCAUGGGUAUUCUCGCAUCUGCUGCAGCUGCAGCGGCGCCUGGGACGCGACGGCUUUCCGCUGAUCGAGCAGACAUUCUUCCCGAAUCCGCGUGAUUUGGUAAGUGUAUUAAACAUUAAGUGCUAAUUACUAAUUAAGUAGCUAC
Drosophila hydei is the source of this 1515-nucleotide messenger RNA. RefSeq names its product synapsin-like. The transcript is spliced from 8 exons. NCBI's taxonomy places the organism in Eukaryota, Metazoa, Arthropoda, Insecta, Diptera, Drosophilidae. Gene Ontology annotation, cellular component: synaptic vesicle; synaptic vesicle membrane. Bases 762 to 1496 code for a protein of 244 amino acids. The record is from RefSeq and is a predicted model, not a curated record. Gene Ontology annotation, biological process: neurotransmitter secretion.